AUGGAUACUAUUGUCACAUUUCUGCACCUGCUGAUGGUAAUCGAUAAUGAACUUGGUCGGACUCUAGCACAGCGAUGUACACUGCUUGGUGACGUCCACCGAGCCAUGCUGUUGGAAGAGUGGAGCGUUGCGAAGAUGCGCUGGCUUGCUGACGCUGGUAUUGUACCCAGUGCAACAGGUUUUGUCAAUGCAUAUGGCAGUGAGGUCUUGUUUGGUCUGAAACUCUUGGCGGUGUUUUUGACAAGUUCUUUCGAGUCAACUUGCUCCAGCCCCGUCUGCUUAUCUAUUGUUAGUGAACAUCGCUCACCCUUUCCUGUGCUUGCCAAUCAAGCUGGCAUCAACUUCAACUUAAAAAAUGCUCGCCGUGAUUGGCAGAAGCCACCUCCAACUCCAUGCAAGGACAUUGAUAGCAGUGAAGAUCUGCCAACCGGAGUAAUUUCCAUUCCGUCUGUUGGAUGUCCUGGGGUGAGAACGUUUCAACGGCGUGUUUUCGUCCACGGAGCACCCCCUGUAUUCGCGUUCUCACUUGUUGGCUUCGCUCUAGAAAGUUCCGCCAUGUUAGAUGUGGAGAUAGAGAUCCUAGAUCAUCGAUACAGGCUAUUUGCCCUCACAUUCCACAGUACUCAACGUGACCAUUACACGGGCAGUGUACGCCUGGAUGCCCCAUACGAGGAAGGCUGGUGGCAUUAUGACGGCCUUGGUCAUGUCCGGAGGCCGGCACGCAUGCGAAAGACUGGCUCCCUUCAUCAUCCUCCGAGGUCUACUGUAUCCAGUGUACUUUAUAUGCUACUUGGAUCAUCCCAGCAAUAG
Sycon ciliatum is the source of this 810-nucleotide messenger RNA. RefSeq lists its product as uncharacterized. The transcript has a single exon. Lineage: Eukaryota; Metazoa; Porifera; Calcarea; Leucosolenida; Sycettidae. Bases 1 to 810 code for a protein of 269 amino acids. The record is from RefSeq and is a predicted model, not a curated record.